Thermothelomyces thermophilus ATCC 42464 is the source of this 2112-nucleotide messenger RNA. RefSeq lists its product as uncharacterized. The record is from RefSeq and is a predicted model, not a curated record. Lineage: Eukaryota; Fungi; Ascomycota; Sordariomycetes; Sordariales; Chaetomiaceae. The coding region runs from base 105 to 1760 and encodes 551 amino acids. The transcript is spliced from 7 exons. Gene Ontology annotation, biological process: proton motive force-driven ATP synthesis; proton transmembrane transport. Gene Ontology annotation, molecular function: ADP binding; proton-transporting ATP synthase activity, rotational mechanism; ATP binding.
CAAACUUCCAUCAACCUUUCCAGCCUUAAUCUCCCCUCAACGCAAUUGCAACUAGAUUGCAAUUGUUCUUCCUCACCACCAGAGGCGACACAUACCUGGAUAAGAUGUUCCGGAACGCCCUCCGACAGAGCACACGCGCCGUCGGCGCCCUCUCUGCCACGAGCAGAGUCGCCGCACGAAAUGCCGCACCCGCCGUCGCUGCCCUCCAAACCCGCACAUACGCCGAAGCCAGGGCCUCGCCGACCGAGGUCUCGUCCAUUCUCGAGCAGAGAAUCCGCGGCGUCCAGGAGGAGUCCGGCCUUGCCGAGACUGGUCGCGUCCUGUCUGUCGGUGAUGGUAUCGCCCGUGUGCACGGCUUGGCCAACGUGCAGGCCGAGGAGCUCGUCGAGUUCGCCUCCGGCGUCAAGGGCAUGUGCAUGAACCUCGAGGCCGGCCAGGUCGGUGUCGUGCUUUUCGGUUCUGACCGUCUCGUCAAGGAGGGCGAGACCGUCAAGCGUACCGGUGCUAUCGUCGAUGUCCCCGUCGGCCCCGAGCUUCUCGGCCGUGUCAUCGAUGCCCUCGGUAACCCCAUCGAUGGCAAGGGCCCCAUCAACGCCAAGGAGAGGCGCCGUGCCCAGCUCAAGGCUCCCGGCAUUCUCCCCCGCAAGUCGGUCAACCAGCCCGUGCAGACCGGUCUCAAGUCUGUCGACGCCAUGGUUCCCAUCGGCCGUGGCCAGCGUGAGUUGAUCAUUGGUGAUCGUCAGACCGGCAAGACUGCCGUCGCCCUCGACACCAUCCUCAACCAGAAGCGGUGGAACAACGGCACCGACGAGUCGAAGAAGCUCUACUGCAUCUACGCCGCCGUCGGCCAGAAGCGCUCCACCGUCGCCCAGCUCGUCAAGACGCUCGAGGAGAACGAUGCCAUGAAGUACUCGAUUGUCAUCGCCGCCACUGCCUCCGAGGCCGCCCCUCUGCAGUACCUUGCUCCUUUCACCGCUGCUGCUGUCGGGGAGCACUUUCGUGACCAUGGAAAGCACUCGCUUGUGAUUUUCGACGAUCUCUCCAAGCAGGCUGUUGCGUACCGUCAGAUGUCUCUGCUGCUUCGCCGUCCUCCCGGACGUGAGGCGUACCCCGGUGACGUUUUCUACCUCCACUCCCGUCUGCUGGAGCGUGCGGCCAAGAUGAACGACAAGCACGGUGGUGGUUCCAUGACUGCCCUUCCCAUCAUUGAGACCCAGGGUGGUGAUGUGUCUGCCUACAUUCCCACCAACGUCAUUUCCAUCACCGAUGGCCAGAUCUUCCUGGAGUCUGAGCUCUUCUACAAGGGUGUGCGUCCGGCCAUCAACGUCGGUCUCUCCGUCUCUCGUGUCGGUUCCGCUGCCCAGCUCAAGGCCAUGAAGCAAGUCGCCGGCUCGCUCAAGCUUUUCUUGGCCCAAUACCGUGAAGUCGCUGCCUUCGCCCAGUUCGGCUCGGAUCUCGAUGCCGCUACCAAGCAGACCCUCGCCCGUGGUGAGCGGUUGACCGAGCUCCUCAAGCAGAAGCAGUACUCGCCCUACGCCGUCAACGAGAUGGUUCCCGUCAUCUUCGCCGGUGUCAACGGCUACCUCGACUCCGUCCCUGUUAACAAGAUCCAGCAGUGGGAGACUGACUUCCUUGCCCACCUCAAGACCAACGAGGCCGAGCUUAUGGCCACGAUCGAAAAGGAGGGUGCCAUCAGCCAGGAGCUGGAGAAGAAGUUGAGGGAAAUCAUCCCUGCCUUCGUCAAGAGCUUCCUGGGUUAAAUCACACGUAAUACAAAGUGUUCCUGGGAUGAACUACGGGGAGGCUCGCCGAGGGUGAGGUGAGGAUGUCUAUACCGCAACGUCCGUGUGUUUCUAAAGCAGGGGCUCCGUCUUUCGUGUGCUGGACUGAGUAGAGGCGCGUGAGGAGAGGGAGAUUCUCCCGUAAACCCAUUGUAAAAUAGAGAGCAGCAGACUCAAUCAAGCACUCGAUUUCUUUUGUCUUGAACUGUGGCGCCCAGGCUUCCGGUCGUUCUGAGCUGCAUGAUGGGAGGAGACUUUCAAGGUAGCAUAUCCACUAAGCAUGCCAAGGAGCUCCAAGAGAGCUUUAUACAAAAAUACCAAACAAAGAGUG